UAUAGUACACUGAUGUGACUCCCACCUAGCAUGACGGCUAUCCGUGGGGGGAAAAAAACCUGUUAAUUAAGUGCGUAAUCUUGAUUCGAGUCUGGAGAUAUUUUUAUAUUUGAUGUGGACACCUCCUCCGCUUCUGGUCACCACAUCCGGUGAGUUGCAGGCUUAAACCUGGAAUGCCCGUGGGGAUGGAUCCCCUGGGUGCUCGCUCCCAGUUUGUGGACAUCCAGACCCUCCCCACGUGGCAGCAGCUGGGAGAGGAUGGAGAGUGCAUUCCGCAUGAUCUGAGUGACAGCCUGCUCAGCCAGCAAUCCUUCCCCUCGCCCUUCCCCUUCAGGCCUGACAUCAACCGCAAAAUCAUCCUCUUCAAUGGCGACGUAGCACUGCUGAACUGUACCGCCAUCACUAACACCAGCAAUGAACUUCUUAAUGACAAGAACCCUAUAUCGGAGCGCAUCCAUCAGCUGGCAGGGCCCGAGCUAAAAGACGAGCUACUCAAACUUAAAGGAUGUCGCACAGGAGAGGCGAAGCAUACAAAAGGCUUCAACCUGGCAGCGAGGUUCAUCAUACACACAGUCGGACCAAAGUACAAAGCCAAGUACCGAACAGCGGCAGAGAGCUCGCUAUACAGCUGUUACAGAAACAUCCUGCAGUUGGCCACGGAACAGUCGAUGGCAUCAAUUGGUUUCUGUGUGGUGAGCACCGCCAAACGAGGAUACCCCCUGGAGGACGCCACACACAUCGCAUUCCGAACAGUCCGUAGAUUCCUGGAGAAGCAUGGAAGCAGCAUAGAGGCAGUAGUAUUUGCUGUGUCUGAUACAGAAGAGGCGGUGUACAUGAAAUUGCUUCCACUCUACUAUCCUCGCUCUGAGGAGGAGGAGAGGUUGUGCCUUCCCCUCGUACCGGCCGACAUUGGAAAUUCCGAGGGUGAGCCUGUGGUGCCCGAGAGGCAGAUCCGAAUCGCUGAGAAACCGGGAAGCCUGGAAGAUGAUUCGGAGGAUGACAAUUUGGAAUCCGAUCUGGGUCAGGUGGGCAAUCACGCCUUUGCCCGCAUGGAGGGUGAUGUGGACAAGCAACGGAAGCUGAUCCUACAGGGUCACAUGUCGGAGGUUACCAUGCAAAAGCAGCACCAGAGGAACUACAACCGAUGGUUGUGUCGAGCCAGAGCAGAGGACCUGUCGGACAUCGCUGCUUUGAAAGCAUUAUAUCAGACAGGUGUGGACAUGUGUGGCAGGACGGUGAUGGUUGUAGUGGGAAGAAAUAUUCCAGUAACCAUUAUCGACCUUGAGAAGGCUCUGCUGUAUUUCAUCCAUGUGAUGGAUCACAUUGCUGUAAAGGAAUAUGUAAUGGUUUACUUCCACACGCUGACAGGUGAACACAACCACCUGGACGCAGAAUUUCUCAAGAACCUUCACGACAUCGUCGAUGCCAAGUUUAAGAAGAAUUUAAAGGCCUUCUACUUUGUGCAUCCAACAUUUCGCUCCAAGGUGUCCACUUGGUUCUUCACCACCUUCAGCGUGUCUGGCAUGAAGGAUAAAGUGCGGUACCUUGACAAUCUGCAGCAACUCUUCACCUGUGUCAGGCCUGAGCAGAUUGACAUCCCGCCUUUUGUGCUGGACUACGACGCACGGGUGAACGGACGUCCCCAAUCUUCCGGUCUGUGACCAGUCAUAGCAUCGAUGAAGGUGAAAGCCAUUUAAGAACAUUUCGGGUACACAGCUGCCUCCCUCUUCUUGAGGGACUGAUAUACAUCUUGAAGGGACUUUACCUCAGUUAUGUAGUCACCUUGUUGGUGGUUCUUGUAUGGCUUCCUCAUCCUGUGAUCACCUGGAGGUUCACUAUUCGAAAUGACUCAAAGUUAUUAAUGUAAUCCGGUGGUAGUCAUUAAGCUGGAAGACGUCUGCGCCUGAUGAGAUUACAUGAUUACAUGAGAUUCAGAAAAUUUACUGAUUUUUUGGGGAACUGACCACAACCCCGUCAGACUGCGAGAGCAGCAAUAGUUGAUGUCAGGAAUGUCCACACAGGAGCGCUGAAUUUUUCUGUUUUAAAGUCUUCUAUCAAAAGCUUUACAUUAAUAGGUACAUUUUUAUGGAUUGACAGUUUUCUCACCUCAUUUGUUUUGUUGCACAUUAUCUUAGUUUAAUCACAAAGUAUCACCAAUCGUCACCAAACUUUCACUUAAUCGAGCAUGGUUAUAGUCCACAACCAAAAAUGAAGACCUAAUGACAUUUUUCUACAAUUUUAAGAUGAGGUAACGUCCAAUGAAUUAGUCAGAUUUUAGUGCUCUUUGUGGAGGAGUUUCAUCACUAAUACGUCAGCUCCAAGUAGCUUCCAAGCCUCCUGAAUGUCAUCCUGGCUGCUUCAGAGCUGCUUUUCUGAUUCUGUCAACAUGAUGUCGCUUUGCUUCAGAGUUUAUACAUAUGAGGUAAUUCUUGUUUUUUUUUCGAUGACACAUUUGUUCACUUUAUUUACCGUUUUGCACAUGCACAAGCGCAUUAUCUUCCAAUGUUGCCAAUGGAGAGAAGUUGAUUAAUUGCAAAAUGAAAAAUACAGAAGUACACUUUUAAUGCAUUCCUCUCAUUGUUUUAUGAUCACAGGUGGCAAACACAUUUGCAAAUGCAAAUAUAGGUGGACACAUAACCUUUCCACUGCUUAACUCUUAAGACUGAAGUCACCAGGAUUUGUUCUUUCUUUGGAAAUUUGACAAAGAUAUUUAGGGUUUCCCCCCCAAAAUGUGAAAUAUGUUGGAAGCAUCGUUGAUUUUUCACGCCUAAUAUUGCGAAACAUGAGACAAAUUGCCUACUUGUAAUGUAUUUCUUUUAAAAAAUGUUUUAUGUCAUUUUACUCUGUUAAUUAUAACUUUUUUUUUUUA
Messenger RNA from Corythoichthys intestinalis (scribbled pipefish), 2869 nucleotides. RefSeq names its product ganglioside induced differentiation associated protein 2 (gene gdap2). Bases 174 to 1661 code for a protein of 495 amino acids. The transcript is spliced from 14 exons. The record is from RefSeq and is a predicted model, not a curated record. NCBI's taxonomy places the organism in Eukaryota, Metazoa, Chordata, Actinopteri, Syngnathiformes, Syngnathidae.